AUGAUGGCAUCGAGAGCACUCGCACGAUCAGUCGCGAAACGCUUCGCGAUCAACAGAGGAGGAGAAACGAUUAUUCGACCGUUCGCGGCCAUCGCGGCCUCGGACUUGGCGCCGGUGUUAGGCCAAGACGAGAACAGCGUCUUUUUGAAAUGGAGCUCCCCGGAGACGCAGAACUUUACGCACAGAGGGAUUUUGGCGCAAGACGAGUGCAAGGUUUGGAAGAGAAUGGAAAAGUUGGAUCGAAUUUUUAACCCGAUCGAUCAACUUUUCUCUCUCUCUUUCUCUCUUUCGGCAAAUCAUUUCCACGCAUCACUCACGCGGGCAAUACUCUCUUCUCACUUCUUAUUCUCAACGCUAUCUCCUCAGGUCACGACUUUACCGUCUGGUUUACGCGUCGCCACGGAAGCGACGCCGUAUAGCGAAACGGCCACCAUCGGUGUCUGGAUUGAUGCCGGAUCGCGAUACGAGUCCAAGGAGACGAACGGCACCGCGCACUUCCUGGAACACAUGGCGUUUAAAGGCACCGCGAAACGAACGGCGGCGUCUUUGGAACAAGAGAUUGAAGAUAUGGGUGGACACUUGAAUGCGUACACGUCGAGAGAACAGACGACGUAUUACGCCAAGGUGUUGAAGAAGGAUAUCGGCAAAGCGGUGGACAUCUUGUCGGACAUUUUGCAAAGAUCGGCGUUAGAGCAGAGAGCGAUCGAGAGAGAACGCGGGGUCAUUUUGAGAGAGUCAGAGGAAGUGGAGAAGGAAAUCGAGGAGGUUUUGUUCGAUCACUUGCACGCGACGGCGUUUCAGCAUACCGGGUUGGGUCGAACCAUUCUUGGCUCAGCGGAUAACGUGAGAAAAAUCACGAGAGAGGAUUUGGAAAAGUACAUCAAAACGCAUUACACGGCGCCUAGAAUGGUUGUAGUCGGAACUGGCGCGGUUGAUCACGAUCAGUUGGUGAAAUUAACAGAGUCUGCGUUCAAAGAUUUGCCGACGCAAGGUGUCUCCACCAAGGAUGCCAUCACGUCCGACCCGGGACACUUCACCGGUUCGGAAGUGCGAAUCAGAGACGACGAUAUGAAAGUGACUAACUUUGCGGUCGCGUUUAAGGGUGCAAGCUGGACGUCGCCGGAUGCAAUGCCGUUGUUGGUCAUGCAAGCAAUGUUGGGUUCGUGGGAUAAAAACGCCCCGGGCGCGUCGGAUGUGACGUCGAAGUUGGCGCAAAUCUUUCACUCCAACGACUUAGGAAACUCUUUCAUGACUUUCAACACCAACUACUCCGACACUGGUUUGUUCGGCGUACACGUAGCGACGGAGAAGAACGAUGCGCUGGACGACGUUGCGUUUGCCGUAAUGCGUGAGUUUCAAAACUUGAUUUACCAAAGCCAACCGGAACACGUGGAAAGAGCGAAGCAAGCUUUGAAGGCGUCUCUUACUUUGCACCAAGAGUCCUCCACGUCGUCGAACGCGGAAGAAAUUGGUAGACAAUUGUUGACGUAUGGCAAGAGAAUGACGAGAGCGGAAUUAUUUGCGAGAAUUGACGCGGUAAACGCGGAGACGGUGAAGGAGACGGCGUGGAAAUACAUUCGGGAUCAAGAGUUGGUGAUUGCCUCCAUCGGCGCGACGCAAUUCCUCCCGGAUUAUAACUGGUUCAGAUCCUCCACGUACAAUAACUUCUAUUAA
Molecule: messenger RNA, 1674 nt
Organism: Bathycoccus prasinos
Lineage: Eukaryota; Viridiplantae; Chlorophyta; Mamiellophyceae; Mamiellales; Bathycoccaceae
Exons: 2
Coding region: 1-1674 (557 amino acids)
Biological process (GO): proteolysis
Cellular component (GO): mitochondrion
Molecular function (GO): metal ion binding; metalloendopeptidase activity
Source: RefSeq, a predicted model, not a curated record